Sodiomyces alkalinus F11 is the source of this 1941-nucleotide messenger RNA. RefSeq lists its product as hypothetical. The coding region runs from base 209 to 1636 and encodes 475 amino acids. Gene Ontology annotation, cellular component: chromosome, centromeric core domain; nucleolus; mitotic spindle. Gene Ontology annotation, molecular function: microtubule site clamp; protein binding. Lineage: Eukaryota; Fungi; Ascomycota; Sordariomycetes; Glomerellales; Plectosphaerellaceae. The record is from RefSeq and is a predicted model, not a curated record. Gene Ontology annotation, biological process: homologous chromosome segregation; attachment of mitotic spindle microtubules to kinetochore; meiotic sister chromatid segregation. The transcript is spliced from 3 exons.
CUGCUCUACCAAGUUACCUUAAUUAUACAAGUGCUAUUUGACGUGCGACAAUUUUAACGUGCGAUAUGCCAAACGAACGAAAAUAAGUGGGGCAUGGCACGGGUAUUGCUGUCAUAGAAUCAAGAGCACUAAAUUACUGUCGAUAUUAUAGUCACGGGAACUAAUUACGCAGGCAGCAUUGCGCUCCGAUGCUGAGACACCAGACUCCAUGCGACCAACUGAUUUAUCAUCAAAGCUCUCGCAGUUGAAAGAGGACUUAGAUGGAGAUGAGCUGUCUCUUCCUUCCUUCAGCCCAGGCCAUACUCUGGGCCCGGACACCCCAGGGAUGGCCAGAAAGCGAGUCCGGUCAGUGGUGAGAAAAGUCUCCAAGCCAGGACGCCACUCAUCCGGCCAAGCAAGCAAAGGGACUGGGAGAAUAAGAAACUUUUCCGGAAGGUCUAUUCCCGAAGACAUGAAUGAAUGCAACACCAGGAAAGGCCGCAAGCCACAUCCAGCUAUUGAUUUGUGCAAAGGUGACAAGGAGGAAGAUAUGGCGAAUCCAAAGGCGGGAGCAUCCCAGCGGCAUAGCCACGGUCAGACAAUGGAAACAAACCAUAGUAUCCCAGAACCCCAGGUCUCUCCAUCGAAGAGCAUCGGUAUGGAUGGUCUGGGCCGUACACGACACGCAGCGAAGUACCUUAAAGCUGGCGAGGCCUCCAAAGUCUUUGCCGUGCAAUAUUCAACCACCAUGGACAUGGAUGACAAAGACGAGUUGUCGGAGGAAACAUUUUCGCGGCCUCCACCAGCGUCGUCGGGAUUGACUGCACCGAUUGUGCCUUCUAGUUCGAUUAAUAUGCCGACCAGCGAGUCUAUACGGAACAUCGGCAGUGCGACUUUACAGAGCCAAAUGGGUGAAUUGAAUAGUAUAUACGAGCGGUUGGAGGCUCGGUAUCAGAAUCUGCGGGAAUUAGGUAUUGGUGAGGCAGAGCGUAAUUUUGAGCGUCUCAAGAAGCAGUGCGAGGAACAAGCCAAUGCUGCAAACGAUCUAAUAUCUGGUCUUCGGGCAGAACUAGUGGUGCAGCGCCAGUUAGCCGAAGAGGCCCAGCAACACCGGGAGCAUUAUGAGGACGCCAAUGCGCAAAUUGCUGAGCUCAAAACAUCACUAUCCGAGGCCCAGGAGGAGACUCAAGUGCUCAGGGAGAAAUUACUGGCAGCCGGAUCAACAGAAAUACCCGGCAUCAAGGUUUCUAGCAGUGGGUCUAAAAGAUGCAACGACGUACCCCGAAAUGAUUCUGCUCCCGCGGCCGUGUAUGAAGUACAUGAGGCCCAGAUGAAGGACGAACUCUAUGGUGACUUGACUGGUCUUGUUAUCCAAAACACGAUGCGCAAGCCAUCGGGGAUUGCCUUCGAUUGUAUUCAGAGAGGAAACAUCGGAAUUCUUCGUUUCAGGCUCACUGCCGGGGUCAAGGGGUGCGACACUGAUUACGAAGACGCACAAUUUACCUAUAUGCCUCAGCUUGAUGCAGAAAGGGACAAAGAGCUGACGAGCGUUCUACCCGACUAUUUAAUCGAAGAUAUCACAUUUCCACGUUCUCAGGCGGGCAAGUUUUUUUCCCGCAUUUCGCAGUCUUUAAACAGAAAACAGCCAGGAGCCUAGGUGGUGUCUAUGUUCUCUCUCACAAAUAUUUUUUUACCACAUGAAAGGAGAAGCCUUCCGCAAGACCUGCCAAUACGGCAAGUAGAUACGACGAGAAGCCGCACAAUAGAGAGAUGGAUUAUCGGCGGUUACCUAAAUGCCUUGGCGAUUAACGUUUUUCCAACUGGUUAUCUGCACUACCUACUUCCUUGCCAGUUCCAUUAUCAAUCGUUCGAUCACAUAUGACAGUGUUUGUAGGGCCCUACUAGGGAGCCAGUACAGAGUGUCGAACAGACCACAGUCUUUUCGGUUACGUAAUGGGCCAG